Messenger RNA from Sipha flava (yellow sugarcane aphid), 765 nucleotides. It is a transcript of the gene Alg13, whose product is annotated as UDP-N-acetylglucosamine transferase subunit ALG13 homolog. Bases 274 to 765 code for a protein of 163 amino acids. NCBI's taxonomy places the organism in Eukaryota, Metazoa, Arthropoda, Insecta, Hemiptera, Aphididae. The record is from RefSeq and is a predicted model, not a curated record. Gene Ontology annotation, molecular function: hexosyltransferase activity. The transcript has a single exon. Gene Ontology annotation, biological process: dolichol-linked oligosaccharide biosynthetic process.
UAUGGUGAUUUGAUAUAAUAUAUUGAUAAUAGCUUAACAUUAUGAUAGUGGUGAAUAAAUUAUGCGUAUGCGCAGAACGCAUUAGGUGCAUUCCUUUGUUUAGACGCUCCUACAAUAAAUCGCUAGUAUCUUAUCAAAAUAAUACUUGUUUUACUUAAAGAAACUUAAAUAAUUAUGCUUUGUAUGUUUUUGUUUGUACAUCUUUGUUAGUUUUCAAUUUGUAAAUAAUUAAAUUGUGGAUAUAUAUUUCCUUUUUCUUUUGAAAAUUACGAUAUGUCUACAAAAUCUGUGUUUGUCACUGUUGGUACAACUAAAUUUGAUGAGCUUAUUACUUCUGUUACUGAAGAUUGUGUUCUUGAAGCUCUGAAACGUAAAGGCUAUACAUCAAUGACAAUUCAAAUAGGAAAUGGUACAUUUAUUAUCAAGCCUUCUAAUAUUGUGAAAAUCUCAAGUUAUAAAUUUAAAUCAGAUAUUGGACUUGAUAUGAGAAAUAGCGACCUAGUAAUAAGUCAUGGAGGAGCUGGUUCCAUAAUGCAAGCAUUAGACUAUGGAAAACCAUUGUUAGUAGUAGUUAAUGAAAAAUUAAUGAACAACCACCAAUAUGAAUUGGCUGAAAAGUUAUACAAAGAAAAAUAUUUAUAUUAUACUACUUGUAAGAACUUGUGUAAUAUUUUGGAGAAUUCUGAUUUUAGCUUAUUAAAUUCUAUAAAAAUUGAUAAUUCACAUAAAAUAUGUAAGCAAAUUGAAUAUUUUUUCAAUGUAUAA